UUCCCAAAAGAGAGAUGCAGUGGUUAACGCUUGAAUCUCUCCUGUCUGGUUUGAUCUGAGGACUCUUUUGUUAUAGGGUGUUCUGGGAUAUUGUGUUCUCUUCUCUUAUUUUUUUUUAACUGUAUUAACUGUAUUUUUCAAAUAUGACCAUCCCACUUGCAUGGAAUAUGAAAUACCUGCAAUUAUAUUCAGAACAAUUGCUAGUUGUGGCCACAAAAACAUAGAUCACCCCUGAGAAUGGCCGCGUCUAUAAUAAAACUGCGGAAUUAAAAACGCGCGGAACUUAUGUAGUCUACAGCAGCGCCUUGUCCCUCUUCGGACUGUUUAUAGAGAAGGACGUGUGCUUGUUUGUCGGUGCCAAGCUAUGGCUUCCCUUAACUGGUCUGUUAAACUAACUAAUUCCUACGACACCGCUUUGUAACACUGUAAAUUUAGAUUUUGUCAGCGAUGAUUGAGCAGUAUGGCCGAGGACGAACUUGCUGCGUUCAGGAAGAGUUGGAAACAAGAAUUAACGAGUAAAAAAGAGGAGCAGCGACUUGUUUGUGCUCCUUCCCGUUCCCGGGAUGUUCCCGGUCAGUCAGGCCAGAGAGACUUGAAAAAUAGGUAUUUUGAAGACAACGAGGCCUGUAGUCCUUCAAAACCAGAAGAGGGUGGUUGCACUGAGGAUGUAGGAUGUGUUGGUGGAGCAAAAGCUGCAGCAGAGUCAGAUAAUCAGCCUGAGUAUGUGUCCAUUGCAAGUAGCUUGCUGGAUGGGAGGACCAGUCCCCUGCUGGGCAUGAUUCAGGAGGAGAGAACCAGGAGAAAGAGGCAGUAUCAUAACACAACUAAUGUCUGCAGCGCAUCCCUGCAGCAGCAGCAGCAGCAGCAGCAGCAGCCUCAGAGAAAGGUCAAGAAAGACAAGGAGCUGCUGGAUCAACUCAUUCAGGAUCUGAAUGAAGUCAGUGACAUUCCCUUCUUUGAUAUUGAGUUGCCGUAUGAGUUAGCCCUGAAGAUAUUCCAAUAUCUCAACUGUACUGAGCUAGGCCGAUGUGCACAGGUGAGCAGGGCAUGGAGAGUCCUUGCAGAGGACGGCGUUCUGUGGUUCAAGAUGUGCACGAGGGAGGGUUAUCAUCAGGAUGCCAGCGUGUCCGACUCCCCCUGCUGGAAGAGCGCGCUGCGAGACUGCAGGAACUCGGCCAAAACCGUGUGCUCCAACUGGAAGAAUCGAGUGGGAUCCAUCAGCCAGCUGCAGUUCGAGCUGGGGAAGGUGCUGUGUGACGUCAGCACCUGUGACAACUUUGUCUUGGCUGGGUACACGUCUGGUGAUGUGAGGCUGUGGGACACGCUGCACUGGGACUCAACGGCCUCUUACUUGAAGACUAACAGCCUGUCAGCUAGCUCUGAUCCCAGACCUUAUGUUAGUCACGUCCAGGUCAACAGCACAGUGGCUGCUGCUGCUUAUGAAGAUGGCUGUGUGGACCUGUGGAGCACAGAGACAGGUGGAGAGCCCCUCCACCACUACCAGAGCCCGGGGAGGAUCCAGGCCCUGGCCCUGAGCCCUGACAGUCCCGUCCUGGGCUCCGCCGCCGGGCCCGACAUUCGGCUGGAUCGUGCCGAUGAGCACGGCUACUGGAGGACGCUCUGCCAGGCUCAGCUACCCAAGACUGUAGAGAGCCUGGUUUUGGUGCCAGGCAGGGGGCAGCAGGGCCCGCUGGCGGCCCUGGCCGCAGGAGAGGCCGUGUACCUGCUGGACCCCCGGGAGGAGGAGCCACAGACGCUCCACUCAGUCUACGGUCAUCCUGUUACCUGCCUGGAUGCCUCUGACUCCCAUGUUGCACUUGGAGUGAAGCGCACAGGCUGGGGCAUGCACGAUGGAGGAAACAAGAUCCACAUCUACAGCCUAGAGACGGGCAAACCUGUGGUAUGUGUCGGCAGCUCGUUGGGAGAUUUCACUUGCAUCAACCUAAGAGACGGCCCCCCUCACCUGCUGGUGUGUGGAAACAAAGACAGAAGGGUGAGGGUGUUUGACCUACGAGCUGGCUCUUCUGUGGCGUCCCUGUACGCCCACCACCUGGGUGUCACCUCGGUGCAGGCGGACGACUGGAAGAUCGUGAGCGGCGGAGGCAAGGGAUUGGUGUGUGUGUGGGAGAUGAGGAUGGGAGCGAAGCUGUGGGAGAUGCACAACAGACAUCCUGUCAGGCAUGUACACUUCAAAACCAGCACCCUGGUAACAGCCAACAUCCCUGAUGACAAGUCGCCACGGGGGGCCUGCAUCACAGACGAUGACCUUACAGCUCACCGCAGACACAGAGGAGUUAUUUGCCAUUACGACUUCUCUGAGGACACGUUGUCACGGGAUCACAUCCUGCCCAUCUGCAGGUCCGACUACACCGAGUCACAUGGCUACAACUACAACAUCAGCCUCGCGGUGCCUUACGACAGGCUGUCCGGCUCCCAUGCAUCCCACUGACGUGCAGUUUUUUCCCAGACUGCAACUGGGCUCAGUGUGAACUGAAUGGACAAUAGAAACUUUCACCCUUGGUCAGUUUGAUUCUCCAAACUGUAUCCUUUUAUUUCGUUUUUUUUUAAUCAUCCUAUUCAAAUCAAGCUUUUUGGAAGGUAAAUGUACAGUAUUUUAUCUGUAAUUGUUGUGUGUGUAUUUGUAAUUUACAAUGUUGAAUUCAGCUGCCCAGAUGCUGCACAGGAUCACAGCCUUAUAAACCAUUAUUGUAAAAUUAAUGACUUUUUAAUUGACGUUUGGCUUCCUGGAUUUGAUUCAGUUCCCGCUGUGCAACAUCACAGCAAUAAAUAAAAUGUCAUUUCUACCUAAUUUA
Messenger RNA from Siniperca chuatsi (mandarin fish), 2813 nucleotides. RefSeq names its product F-box and WD repeat domain containing 8 (gene fbxw8). Gene Ontology annotation, molecular function: protein binding. The record is from RefSeq and is a predicted model, not a curated record. Gene Ontology annotation, cellular component: preribosome, large subunit precursor. NCBI's taxonomy places the organism in Eukaryota, Metazoa, Chordata, Actinopteri, Centrarchiformes, Sinipercidae. The transcript has 11 exons. Bases 461 to 2449 code for a protein of 662 amino acids.